AAAUGGAGGGACUAAGUCGACUUAAUACAGACUCUAAUGCUUAAGAACAAAAUUUGCAAUUCCAACCGUUAUUAUAUCCCUGAAUUAGACUACUACUAGUCGGACGGCUAACUGAGAGAGCGAGAAUACGACGGUGUAUGUUAGUUAUUUCGUCAUCUGACUCAUACUCCUAAAACCCUACUCAUUCCGGACUCAUCCACCCGUGCCCUACCCCCUCUUCAUCUCUUGUGAGUCCAUCGAGAUCCGAAUCUCUCUUAAUGGGUCGACCCGAACCCUGCGUUCUCUUCGCCCAAACCUUCGUUCACCCCCAAUUGGACGAAUACGUUGAUGAAGUUAUAUUUGCUGAACCAAUAGUGAUUACUGCCUGUGAGUUCUUGGAGCAAAAUGCAUCAUCAGCUUUAUCAACAGUCGCUUUACUCGGGGUUACUUCACCCCCUUCGUUUGCUUUGGAAGUAUUUGUUCAGUGCGAAGGAGAAGCAAGAUUUAGGCGUCUUUGCCAACCAUUUCUAUAUUCACAUUCGUCAUCAAACGUGCUUGAAGUUGAGGCCGUGGUGACGAAUCAUCUGGUUGUGAGGGGCAGUUAUCGGAGCCUAAGCUUAGUUGUAUAUGGAAACACAGCAGAAGACCUGGGGCAGUUUAAUGUUGAAUUUGACUUGGACAACUCUGUAGUGAAUCUUGUUUCUUCUUCUGAGGCAAAACUUGAGGACCUUCCACCUCUACUACAUUCUAGAAGUCUUAAACUUGAGGACUCGAUAUCCUCCCUGAAGGCGUUGUCUUCAGUGCUCCCCGCAACAGAUAUUUCUUUGGAAAUGCGACGGUUGUUGCAACUAGCAUUUAAGAUGUUGGAUAUCCCAAAUUUUGGUGUUUUUCGUGAAAAAGUUCUGACCAUAAUUACUUCCGCAACUGCUUCUUUCUUCACAAAUGACUUAAAUAGUUCUGGAAUCACAUUACAAGAGUUAAAUUGGGGAGCAGUAGCUGAUUCCAAGGAGCCUUUUUUUGUUUUCACCAAGGCUAAAAAUGAUCUUCUUGAACUGUGUAAAAGUUAUAUGGAAUCAGGGCAUAUAUGUGGCGAUUUCUUGGAAGAGUGCAGUUUUCUUGAGUCAAAAACUGAUUUAGCCACUGCUAAAGAGCUGGUGGAUACGUUUUUCCAGCACUUCAAAUUCAAUAAAGAUAUUCCAUAUGUUGCACAUCCUCAUUUAUCAAAGAGUAAUAAUGUACUCUUUUGGUUAAGUUUAUCUCUGAUAUUAUGCUCGGGAAAAGAGAGCUGUUUUCACUAUGUAAAUGGUGGAGGAAUGGAACAACUUACACAUUUUCUUAGCCACAAAGUACAAAAUAGUACUUCAGUUAUAUUGAUGAUUCUCGGAGUUGUUGAACAAGCAACUCGAUACUCUGUCGGUUGUGAAGGAUUUUUGGGUUGGUGGCCUCAUGAAGGUGAAGAUGUUCCAUCCAAUGUUAGUGAGGGGUAUAGUCAACUGUUAAAGUUACUAAUGCAAAAACAAAGACAUGAUAUUGCUGCAUUGGCAACUUAUAUCCUCCAUCGAUUGCGUUUCUAUGAAGUUGCUUCUAAAUACGAGUAUGCAGUACUAUCCAUAGUAGGUGGACUUUCUGGUGACGUGCAUGCUACAACCACAACUUCAAGCAUGCUUGUAAAUGCCAAGUUACAGAUAAGGAAGCUUUUGAAAUUGAUAAAAUCAUCUGGUUGGGUUGAGGAUCCUUCUCCUGUGGCCGGUGCUAUUCAAUCAUUGAUGGUGGCAUCUUCUGAAGCAGUAUUAUCAUUCAAAGCAACCAGCAAGCUUAUUGCUUCUUCCAGUUGUCGUUUUCUGCAUCAGAAAAUAGAUGCAAAGCUGCUUGCCCUGCUGAAGGAGAGAGGGUUUCUUCCAUUAUCAGUUGCAUUAAUGUCAUCGUCAGAGUUGUGGUCUGAAAGAGGACAUGCUCUCCAAGCUGUUUUGGAUGUGACAUCAUCUAUUGAAGCAACACUCCUUUCACUUAUGUUCUGCCGCUCAGGUCUUGUCUUCCUUUUGCAACAUCCUGACCUGUCCUCCACAAUUAUUCAUGCUUUCAAGGGUGAUGACGAUGUCAAUGAUUUUAUUCCUCUUCGUUAUGCUUCUGUUUUGAUAUCAAAAGGGUUCUUUUGUCGACUACGAGAUAUUGGAAUAAAUCUUGAGAUGCAUUUAAGGGUGGUUAAUAAUGUUGAUCGCUUGCUUACAGCAACACCAUGUUCUGAAGAGCUUCUCUGGAUAUUGUGGGAGCUUUGUGGUCUUUCUAGGUCUGAUGGUGGGCGUCAAGCAUUACUGGCUUUCACGCACUUUCCUGAGGCUAUUACAAUUCUGAUCGAAGCACUGCAUUCUGCCAAGGAAUUGGAAUCAAUCUCUUUGACUUGUGGAACUCCUUUGAAUCUUGCAAUCUUUCAUGCUGCUGCUGAGAUUUGUGAGAUCAUUGUUACAGAUUCAGCUUCAUCUUCCAUGAGUGUCUGGAUUAAUCAUGUAACAGAUCUUCAUAAAGCUGUGCAUUCAUCAUCUCCUGGAUCCAGUCGAAAAGAUGCCCCAAGUAGGCUGUUGGAAUGGAUAGAUGCCGGGGUUGUUUACCAUAAAAAUGGGGCUGUUGGACUUCUACGUUAUGCUGCAGUUUUGGCCUCAGGAGGUGAUGCACACAUAACCUCUACAAACAUUUUGGUCUCAGACACUAUGGAUGUGGAAAAUGUAGUGGGAGAUUCUUCUAGUGAAUCUGAUGUCAAUGUUGUUGAAAGUCUGCUUGGGAAACUUGUUACGGAUAAGUCGUUUGAUGGUGUUACACUUCGCGAUUCAUCUGUCGCUCAGCUAAUCACAGCAAUGAGAAUUUUGGCGCAAAUAUCUGAGAAUGCGGACGUUGCUGCAUCAUUGUUUGAUGAAGGUGCCAUGACAGUCAUCUAUGUCAUUCUUGUCAACUCCAGAUUGAUGCUUGAGAGAUUUUCCAACAAUUAUGAUUAUCUUGUCGAUGAUGGUGUAGAGUGCAGUUCUACAUCUGAUUUAUUGCUGGAGCGCAAUAGAGAAAAGUACUUGAUUGAUCUUUUGAUUCCUUCGCUUCUACUGCUUUUGGAGCUUCUUCAAAGAUUAAAGGAAGCUAAGGAACAACUCCGAAAUACAAAAUUAAUGAAUGUCCUCCUAAGGCUGCAUCGUGAGUUAAGUCCCAAGUUAGCAGCUUGUGCUGUGGAUCUAUCCUCAUCUUAUCCUGAUUCUGCACUUGGUUUGGAAACGGUUUGUCAUCUGAUUGUGUCGGCUCUUGCUUGUUGGCCUGCAUAUGCUUGGACUCCUGGUCUUUUCCACACUCUUCUUGACAGUGUUCAGGCGGCUUCUUUGUUGACAUUGGGCCCCAAGGAAACAUGCAGCAUGUUGUGUUUACUGAUUGAUCUAUUUCCUGAUGAGGGUGUCUGGCAUUGGAAGAAUGGUAUGCCCUUGCUGACACCUGCUCGAGCAUUGGCUGUGGGGACAUUGUUAGGGCCUCUAGAGGAGACGAAAGUGAACUGGUACCUAGAGCACCCAUAUGUUGAGGUUCUUCUUGUUCAAUUGAGUCCACACCUUGACAAAAUCGCACAAGUUGUUCUUCAUUAUGCUGUUAGUACUAUGGUUGUGGUACAAGAUAUGCUUCGAGUGCUCAUACUUCGUAUUGCACGUCAGAGAUCUGAAUAUGCUAUCGUGCUUCUGCAUCCUAUUAUUUCGUGGAUUCAGAAUCACUUGAUUGAAAAUUCUCCUGAUGAGAUAGAUGCUUACAAGGGCUCAAAGUUGCUGGAGUUUGUCUCUCUCUUGCUUGAACAUCCAACUGCCAAGCCAUUGUUACUGAAAGCCGGUACUCUCCACAUUUUGACGAAGGUGCUUGAGGGAAUCAAUUCUCAUGUGAAGCCGGGAUCCAGUAUCUAUAAUUGCUGUGUACCUGCGUUGAGGUCCUUGUCGAUGAUUUGUGAUUCUCUAUCUGCUCAGCUGCCACAUAAGCUACUUGAUGGCAAUUGGACCUUGACUACUGAAGAUUCUACCAUUAUUUUGAACAAUGUGUUCAAGCUUUUUCAGAAUCUACCUGUUGGAAAUGAAUUGCUUGCUUGUUUAGCAACUUUUAAAGGACUAGUUACCCAUGCUGAAGGUCAGAGAGCCUUGCUCGACGCUUUCCAAUUUAUCAAGUCUAGAAAUAUCUGGGAGAACCAACCAGGAAGAGUGCAGGACAGUCAUGGAUUCUAUGGUCGCCUGAUUGAUGCUGAAUGGAAGAGAUGUCCUCUGCUCUGCUGCUGGAUUAAGCUAUAUCAAUUUAUUGAAAAUGAGGGGUUAUCAACUUUUUCAGUUGAAGCGGUUGGUGAGUUAUCAAGUGGUGCAUUGAGAUUUUGCAUUGAUGGAAAAAGUUUUAACCAGGAUAGAAUUGAGGCCUUGAAGUAUUUCUUUGGACUUUUGUGUGGUAUCGAUGAAAUGAGUGCUAUUCCUGAAGAAAACAUGAAUUAUGUCCAAGAUAUGUAUACUCUGUUGAGUUCAAAGAUACCUGAUGAAGAGUGUUCAGCUUUAACACAUCUGAAGACAACCUUGUAUCAGCAGGUUGUGGAAUCUGCUAGGUGUCUUUCAUUAUUGCUGCUCCAGCCUAUUGGUUCACUUAAGGUUGAUGAAAUAAUCCCCAAAGAAGUUGUCUUGUUUUCUUCUGAUGUGAAACUUUCUUCAAAGAUACGGCUGCUGACAGAUAGCAGUUCAAAAAGGGUUGAAAAUGAAUGGAACGUUGGUGAGUUAGGUGACAAAUUCCUAUGGGAGUGUCCUGAAAAUUUGCGCAACAGGCUGUCCGAAGCAGGUCUUCUGGGCAAGAGAAAGAUGUCCACAGCAGAUGGAUCCAACAGACAUGGAAAAGGUGAAAAUUCUCUAGUCGACACACGAUCUGGAUCAUCUGUUGUACCACCAAUUCCAACUCGGAGGGAUACCUUUAGGCUACGCAAGCCCAAUACAAGUAGACCCCCCUCUAUGCACGUUGACGACUAUGUUGCUAGGGAAAGAAAUGCUGAUGGGGUUACAAAUCCUAAUGUUAUUGCAGUUCCACGUCUGGGGUCUUCUAGUGGGCGGGCUCCAUCCAUUCAUGUUGAUGAAUUCAUGGCCAGACAGAGGGACCGUCAAAGUGCUGUUGCUAUGGCAGGUGUAGAGGCUGUAUCUCAAGAGAAAAAGGUUGCACCUGAAAAUAAUGAGACUGAAAAGUCAAAGCGAUCUAAGCAGCUUAAAGUUGAGCUUGAUGAUGAUCUUCAAGGGAUUGACAUAGUUUUUGAUGCUGAGGAGAAUGAACCUGAUGAUAAACUUCCCUUUCCUCAAGCAGAUGAUGAUGAGCGAAGUCCACAGCAUUCAAUUGUUGAAGAGACAGAAAGCGAUGCCAAGGACUUGGAAGCAACUGUAGCUUCAAAUGUAGAUGACAAAACUCAAAGUGAACUUUCCUCCAGAAUGUCAGUAUCGCGUCCUGCAGUGCCACUUAGGCGUGAACCCAGUGUUUCUUCAGAAAAUAAAUUUUUUGAUCAAACUGAUGAAGUUAGGAAUAAAAAUACUGUUAUCAUGUCUGGCGGCUCUGAUUCUGCGACAGUAGUAAAGACUUCUGCAGUUUCUACGCUAACAUUUGUUAGAGACUCAUCAUCAAUGAUUCACGUACAAGCUGAUUCAAGGACGCCACAUCCUAGUUUUAUGCCAGAUAACAAUCUUCCGAGGGCUGGAAAUGUGCCACUUGGCAGACCUCAAAGCCACCAUGAGCAGAAACAUUUUGCAAAUCAACCACCAUUACCUCCAACACCACCACCAUCAACAAUUUCUCCUGUAAGAUCGCAGGUUUCUGAACCUAACCCAGCUUCAACUUCUUCAUAUGUCAAUUCUCACACUGAUAUGCAACCACCCCUGUAUCCAAACCCUGCACAAACUGAUUACCAGUCUUAUGGAAACGCCCCAACAUCAACGCCCAACUUCAUAAUGGAUCCACGCUAUGUACGAGCAAGUCACUCAUCCCCCGGGGGCUCGACAAGGUUUUUUCCACCACUUCCUCCAACACCACCUCCUUUCUCCGCUGCUCUAUUGAAUGUUUCAUCCAGGUCUCCUACAUCUCAAUCCUCAGGGUAUGCUCAGAAUAACACAGGAGUUACAGAGGUUUCACAGUAUGGACCUCCGCCAUUGAUCCCCGCAGGUUUUAGUAGGCCAGCUUCAAUGCCAUUUAAUAUGCAUGGGAAUGUUCCUGUUCAACAAAAUGAAAAUAUGACUGGAAUGGCUCAGAAUAGCCAUGCUCCUCAACCUCCAAUGCAACCUAUGCAGCCGCCUCAUUUGCAACCCUUGCAAGCCCCUCAACUGCCUUGUCCUCAGCUACCUCAGCAACUAAGACCCAUAAUGCAAAGUUCACAACAUACAGACCAGAAUGUUUCCAUUUCGCACAAUGUUCAACCUCCGCAGAUUAUGCAACAAUCCCAAAUGUCACCAUAUCAUUUAUAUCAUCAAACUCAACUGCAAGAGAACUCGCCACACUCACAGCGACAAUUGCAAGCAGCAGUUCCCCAAACCGAUGCUGCUACCCAGCAGCAAGCAGACUCGUCAAUGUCACUGCAACAAUAUUUCAGCUCUCCUGAGGCAAUUCAGUCUUUAUUAAGCGAUCGUGAUAAGCUUUGUAAACUUCUGGAACAACACCCAAAGUUGAUGCAGAUGCUUCAGGAACGGCUUGGGCAUCUAUGAACUGUGAAUUGAGGCUCUAGAUCAUCAUCCCCCUACAUCCAUUUUCGGUUAAAUAUAGAAUUGUAUGUGAGCAUUUUGCACUCAUAAUGACAGUGUAGGAAAUGUAUCACUGUAGUCCCUUUUCUUGUAUCAGUGAAACCGGAGCUAUUUGUAUAAAAUUUAUUCACAAUAUUGUUCAUGCAUUUGUUUGUUAUCAAUGUGUGCAUUAAAUUUGUGCCUUUUUUGGUCA
Messenger RNA from Amaranthus tricolor (Joseph's coat), 6915 nucleotides. RefSeq names its product protein virilizer homolog. Gene Ontology annotation, molecular function: RNA binding. The coding region runs from base 258 to 6686 and encodes 2142 amino acids. The transcript is spliced from 28 exons. The record is from RefSeq and is a predicted model, not a curated record. Gene Ontology annotation, cellular component: RNA N6-methyladenosine methyltransferase complex. NCBI's taxonomy places the organism in Eukaryota, Viridiplantae, Streptophyta, Magnoliopsida, Caryophyllales, Amaranthaceae.